AUGAGUCGCAAUUCCAAGCUUGCUCCCGAGAUCAAUCGAGCCCUCUUCGUCAAGAACCUCAGCUACACCGUCACACCCGAGGAACUCUUUGACCUAUUCGGCAAAUUCGGCCAUAUCCGCCAAAUUCGUCAAGGAAUCGCAAACAACACCAAGGGAACUGCGUUCGUUGUCUACGAAGAUGUCAUGGACUCCAAGGCCGCGUGCGAUAAACUGAACGGGUUCAACUUUCAAAAUCGCUACUUGGUCGUUCUGUACCACCAGCCUGAGAAGAUGGCCAAAAGCGCAGCCAGUCUCGCCGAGCGCGAGCAAAAGUUAGAAAAGCUCAAAGCCGAGCACGGCAUCGAGUAG
Messenger RNA from Dissoconium aciculare CBS 342.82, 348 nucleotides. RefSeq names its product pre-mRNA branch site protein p14. Gene Ontology annotation, molecular function: RNA binding. The coding region runs from base 1 to 348 and encodes 115 amino acids. NCBI's taxonomy places the organism in Eukaryota, Fungi, Ascomycota, Dothideomycetes, Mycosphaerellales, Dissoconiaceae. The record is from RefSeq and is a predicted model, not a curated record. The transcript has 4 exons.